ACUAAUUUCUAGCUUUACUUUAAUGUUUUAAAAGUCGCCUCACCUUUCCACUGAAAGUUAUCAUUCGUAACUUUUAAUAAUAAAUAACAGGGUGUACAUUUUUUUUGUUUCUGUCUUGUAUGCUUGUUUUACUUGCUGUUCAGCACUUUGUAACGUUUUGUUUUGAAAAGCUCUCUAUAAAUAAAGUUUAUUAUUAUUAUUUUAAGGUGAAGUUGACUGUCAAACUGCAGGAAAGAGUCAUAUAUAAAGAAGACUUCUACUGUAAUUCUGAAUAGUUAAAAGACCUUAACAACUUGGUAAAACUGAAUUAUGUCGCCCAGUUUCAGCAACUGCAAAACUGCAGUAAAAUUAAAUCUGUGGUCAGAGAUGGUGGGUGGAGCCUAAAGUUACGCCCACCUAUAGCUUAAAAGCCCUCAGUGAGCCCACCAUGGUCACAUUCAGCUUUGACUGAACGACUGACGGAGCGGCAGCUACCAGUUCUUGGAAAACAAUCAUGAAAUUGCUUCAAGAUUCAGAGGAUGCAAAGGCCGAGAAGAAGAGUCUCAAACCUCAGGUAGAGAGACGUCGAAGAGAGAGAAUGAACCGCAGCUUGGAGAGCCUAAAGACUCUUUUGCUACAGCGACAGGAAGCAAAUAAGCGCAGAGUGGAGAAAGCCGAGAUCCUCGAGCACACAGUCCUCUUCCUGCAGAGUACUGCAGAAGGGGACAAGACGAGAGCUGGAGGUGGUGGCGGCUGUGGAGGCCAGAGACACUCCUUCCAGGACGGUUUCUCCACUUGCCUCCAGAGAGCUGCUCAGUUCCUGGGACCUGAAGGGAAAGGCCUGUGGCUCGGAUCAGCGCUGGAUGCGUCUUUUGCUGCUCGCUUCUCCCGUUCAGACUCUGAUUCUGCUCAAAGAAGAACUGAAGCUCGUCCCUCCUCCAGCUCUGUGCUCCUCAGGAAGUCCUCCAGGUCCAUUCUUCGGUUGCUCAUAAACAGGUCCGGGUACAGACGGUGCACGCCGGCCCUCACCGCGGCAACUUGUGUUCAGACCUCUCAUCGCCAGUCCACAGCCCCCCCACAGCCCCACAGAGCGGCCAGUCGAGCGAGUAAACAGAGCCCGACCCAUGGCCAAGCGGUCUGCCAGUCACUGUGGAGGCCCUGGCCCUGAUCACCGCACAGUGAGCGCAGAAACUGAACUCUAA
Centropristis striata (black sea bass) is the source of this 1181-nucleotide messenger RNA. RefSeq names its product transcription factor HES-5-like. Gene Ontology annotation, cellular component: nucleus. Gene Ontology annotation, molecular function: DNA-binding transcription factor activity, RNA polymerase II-specific; protein dimerization activity; RNA polymerase II cis-regulatory region sequence-specific DNA binding. The record is from RefSeq and is a predicted model, not a curated record. Gene Ontology annotation, biological process: regulation of neurogenesis; regulation of transcription by RNA polymerase II; anterior/posterior pattern specification. NCBI's taxonomy places the organism in Eukaryota, Metazoa, Chordata, Actinopteri, Perciformes, Serranidae. Bases 494 to 1147 code for a protein of 217 amino acids. The transcript is spliced from 3 exons.